Molecule: messenger RNA, 1595 nt
Organism: Mytilinidion resinicola
Lineage: Eukaryota; Fungi; Ascomycota; Dothideomycetes; Mytilinidiales; Mytilinidiaceae
Product: yippee-domain-containing protein
Exons: 2
Coding region: 397-1122 (241 amino acids)
Source: RefSeq, a predicted model, not a curated record
GCAUUGAACAAGAAACAAACAACACCUCUCACAACCGACCGGCUGCGCGGCUCUCGGUGCUUUUUCUGCCUCUUCAGCCUCGCACUUGCAUCCCCCGGCGUGCCUUGCUGCACCAUCGCCGUUGUGGCGCUUCCCGCGCUUCGGUUUGCGUCUUAUCUUAUCGCCAACGCGUGAGCUCCGGGUAGCGUUUGAGGCCCGGCGACAUCGCCGCACCACGUCACGACUUCGGCAGAGAGAGGCCGUUUACAAGCGUCUUGGGGCGGUGCCUCCGGACGCGGUGCUGGCACGCAUCGCACCAUACCUGCAACACGUCCUCUUUCCUAAGGAACCUUGGUUCCUUCUUAACCCUCAUAACCGCCAAAACACGACACAAUACCACGGCACCUGAACCACGAAAUGCCCUUCUCAUCGCCCUCUCCCCCCGCCAUAUUUCCCCUCUACCUCUUCCCCUCCCUCCCAUUCCGCCGGCGCUCCUCAACCUCGACUUCCGCCGCCUCACCGCCCUCUCUCUCCAGCUCCCCUUCUAGCACCAUAUCCGCCUCACCACCACGGCCCUCCUACCUUACUGGCUCCUCUUCCCACCUCCGUUGCGCAGGCUGCCUCACAGACCUUUGUCCCACGGCCUCCAUCAUCAGCAAAGGCUUCACUGGCCGCCACGGCCGAGCAUACCUCGUCGCGCCUCCCAGUCCUCCCGUAGCAACCAGCCUGCGUAGCAAGCCGGGAGACUUACCCAAUACGCAUACCCAUAAGGCAGUCCCGAGGCAGCUAGUCACAGGCGCCCACACUGUCUCUGAUAUCAGUUGUGCCCAUUGUGGGACCGUGCUGGGUUGGAAGUACGUCGCGGCAGAUGAGGAAAGCCAGCGGUACAAAGUAGGGAAGUUCAUCCUGGAGACAAAGCGGGUAUGUCGGGCUGUGGAUUGGGAGAGGGAAGAGGACGAGCUAGAAGUGAUCGGCGAGAGUGCGGGGUUUGGAAUUGGGUUGAAAGCGGAGGGGAAAGAGGACGACAUUCAGUUUGAUAGUCAGGACGAGGAUGAGUGCGAGGAUCUAUUUGCAGGAAUAUGGAGCCCACAGUUAGCGAAGAAGAGGAGGCGGAACAGGAAGUUCCUCAACGAAGAGGUUUGAACACGACUCAUACACAUCGGUUUACGGCGCUUUCACCGGAAAUGGGCUUUGCAUGGAUUGGGAAGGUUUGAUUUGGCGUUGCUAGGGACUCAUCUUGGGGCCAGAUCCAUGGUUCCUAACACGACUGACGUGCAUGAUACCCCACCCUACAACUCUUUGGUAAUAUCGUUUUCAUUCAUUUGUUUUGCGUCGAUCUUAAAGCACAUAAUGCAUAAUGGAAACACUGUUUAUACCUCAGACUAGACCCGGCCAACUCAGGAUCUUAAAAUAACAUCAAUGUCGGUAUAUCUGUUUCACGAACCUCGAAGGGCCAAAGAAGUUUCUUUAGAUAGGAAGAAUCUACAAGAAGACGUCAUUCCAACUGUGGGCCCGCGAGAACACGUCUCGUUCACAACAUGCUUAUCGGAUCGGUUUGUUUCCCGUCUACUUGACAGAGGAGAGGGAAUGGUGGUUUACGGGAUCUUACAAAUUCC